Alosa alosa (allis shad) is the source of this 2648-nucleotide messenger RNA. Its product is annotated as proteoglycan 4-like. The record is from RefSeq and is a predicted model, not a curated record. Lineage: Eukaryota; Metazoa; Chordata; Actinopteri; Clupeiformes; Clupeidae. The coding region runs from base 34 to 2643 and encodes 869 amino acids. The transcript is spliced from 3 exons.
GAGACACAUUGCGAUUCUCAGCCUGAGAUUACCAUGAAUUUUCAAUAUAAUUACUCCAAUUACACCCGAGAUGGCUUCCACCAAGAUCAAGGUGUACAACACAUCCUUACCACCCAGGCAGGAGGCACCUAUUUCCAUGGUGUGGCCCCUACUACUGGCUCUGUAUUCAUCAAUCAGCCUGUGAUUUGGCCUGAGUACCAUGGAUAUCGGCCCCAGCAAAACCAUGGGCUGCUUGGCAACUCCACUGCUCUGCCGCAGUUCCUGCCUGUCACCGAGAUCCCAGUCUUCCACCCUAUCCCUCUUCAGGGAUACCAAGGGACGACCCUCCAGGAUGGAGCUGUAGCCUUCAAUCCCCAGCUACAAGGCCCUGUCAUGUUUGUGGAUGCUAUGGGCCAACAGCACGUCACCUCUGUGACCUUCCAUCCACAGCUGCAAGUGCCCCUUGUGGCCAUGGGUGGAGCUGGCCCACAGUAUGGUGUCCCUGUUCCCUACGCUCCACACGUGCAGGCCCCCGUCAUGUAUGUGGAUGCCAACGGGCAACAGCAUGGCACAACUGUGCCUAUCAACCCACAGCUGCAGGCCCCUAUCAUGUAUGUGGAUGCCAACGGGCAACAGCAUGGCACAACUGUGCCUAUCAACCCACAGCUGCAGGCCCCUAUCAUGUAUGUGGAUGCCAACGGGCAACAGCAUGGCACAACUGUGCCUAUCAACCCACAGCUGCAGGCCCCUAUCAUGUAUGUGGAUGCCAACAGGCAACAGCAUGGCACUGCUGUGCCUUUUGACCCACAGCUGCAGGCCCCCUUCACGUUGGUGGACGGUAGAGGCCUACCUCACGGCACCUUUAUGCCCUCUGAUCCGCAUACACAAGCACCCUUGUUGGUGCUGGAUGCCAACGGGCAACAGCAUGGCACCGCUGUACCUUUCGACCCACAGCUGCAGGCACCUUUCGUGUUGGUGGACAGUGGAGGCCUACCUCACGGCACCUCUCUACAAGCACCCUUGAUGCUGAUGGAUGCCACAGGCCUACAGCAUGGCACCGCUGUGCCUCUCAACCCAGUGCCAACACCAAGCGAACCAGUUCAGCUUUUCGACAACCCACAGUUGCCAUCGAUUGAGCAGCUGGCUGCUGGACCAAGCAGCACUGGCCUGAUGAGACCAGCCCCUGUGGUGCAGCUUCCAGUCCAGCAGGGGCAGCAGACCAAGGCUCCCGUUGAAGUGGCCGUGUGUGGCCCAAGGGUUGUGACUUCUGAUUUGCUGAAGCCACUGGCAACUACGUCCAGGGCAGUUGAAGAGGUCAAGACGGCACAGGCUGGCCAGCCAAAGGCCAAGAUUGAGCCCCAGCAACCAGGCACCAGUGGUUCAAAGGAGAGCCUGGUGGUCAAGCCAAAAAGCCAGGAUGACACCAAGAAAGAGCAGCCGCAUGGUGUGAUGGAGGCUGCUGAGGCAAAACCUGCAGACAAGAAUACCUCCACCAAGCAGGCACUGACGACUGCUCCUGUCGAGGCAGGAAAGGCAGACGCAAACCUGCCCAAGAAGCCUAAGAGCAGUCUCCAUGAGAAUGCUGACAGGCCCAAAGAAAAGAAGAGAAAGCACAAGCAUGACAAGGGUGAGAAAGAGAGGAAGGAGAAACGGCGCAAGAAAGAGACAAGCUCGACUGAGAAAACAACUAAGUCUGGAGAGAAGGAGGGGUCAGAAACCGACAAGAAAGCAGGUGGUUUAAAGGCACCUAAAGAUGAAUCAAAGGCUAAGCACAAGGACUCCUCUAACAAGUCCAAGAGCAAGAAGGCCAAAGAGAUGCAGCCUGCCAUCAUUUUGCAACCCAGAAGCAAACUCGGAGAGCGCAUUAUGCACUCUGUACAAGUCUUCCAUAAGCUCGGAGACAAGAUAGAGAAAGUCAGGCCCCCAAAACCAACCCCAGAGGAGGCUGCCAAAACAUCUCAGUCUGAGCGUCCCAGCUCAUCUGGUGGGCAGAGAGGGCAGCCUAAGAUCCCCUACCCAGUCCAGCCUUACAGAAUCCCUAAGAGGCCAAGUAACAUGCCAGAGCGCCCAGGACCAAGCAAUGUGCCGGACCGUCCAGGACCAAGCAACGUGUCGGACUGUGCACCUGUGCGCUCUGAUGCUGACCAGCCACGCCACCCAGAACACAGUCAAAGCAGGCCUCCUGCACCCGCACCUGAGAUAAGGGCCCAGAGGCCCACAGCACCUGCCCACCCCAGACAUCCCUACGUGGUGCCCCACUUCUUCAAGAACCACGCCCAUGGCAGUGUGGGCGACUACGGGGACGGAGAGAGGAUCAUGUACCUGAAGCCGGAGCACCCUGGCAUGUUCCCCCUCCCCCUCGUCAACUUGGUGCCACUGCCCCCCGGUGCGCCCCGCUGUUUCCACUGCCGGGAGUACUCCGCCACCAUCACCGCCGCGCGCCGCGCCGAGAGAGAGGCCAUGAAGCGUGACGCCAAGCGGCAGAGGGACGAGGCCGCCAAGAUCACACGCAACGGCAUGGACUGCAGCGUGCUGGCUGACCAAAUGCACCUGCCACGUGAGCCGUGGCCGAGGAAGGACAACUGGUUGGAGACCGAACUGGACGAAGUGUGGAAUUUGGAUGAGUGUAUGCUGGGCCCCAGGGAUGACUUGAUGCUCGACUGAAACAA